Dermatophagoides farinae (American house dust mite) is the source of this 1080-nucleotide messenger RNA. RefSeq names its product peptidyl-prolyl cis-trans isomerase. Gene Ontology annotation, biological process: protein folding; protein peptidyl-prolyl isomerization. Gene Ontology annotation, cellular component: cytoplasm; mitochondrion. Gene Ontology annotation, molecular function: peptidyl-prolyl cis-trans isomerase activity; cyclosporin A binding; RNA binding. The record is from RefSeq and is a predicted model, not a curated record. NCBI's taxonomy places the organism in Eukaryota, Metazoa, Arthropoda, Arachnida, Sarcoptiformes, Pyroglyphidae.
UUACAUGAUCGAAAUUUCAACAUUUCGGCAUGAUUUCAUAUUUGAUUUGACAAUUUGAAUUAAAAUCAUAAUCAAUCGUUUUUCAAAAUAAUGUCGCUUGUAGCUGCUGCCAAUAAACGAGUGGUAUAUUGUGGUGGAUUGUCCGAAGAAGUGGAUGAAAAAAUCAUCAAAUCAGCUUUUCUUACUUUCGGUGAAAUUAUCGAUGUGAACAUGCCUAUAGAUUAUAUCACCCAGAAACAUAAAGGAUUUUCUUUCAUUGAAUUUGAAACGGCUGAAGAUGCGGCAGCUGCCAUCGAUAAUAUGAACGACUCAGAAAUAUUUGGCAAAACGAUCCGAGUUAAUUUGGCAAAGCCGGUAAAACUUCGCGAAGCUUCAUACAAAGCUGUUUGGGCUGAUGAUGAAUGGUUGGCGAAACAUGCCGGUAAAACUUUGACGUCUGAAUUCGGUAUUGAUAAGAAAGAAAGCUUAGAGCCAAAUGACGAUGAUGAUAAUGACGACCAUGAAGAAAACACAGCUGAUGCUGAAUCGGCUGGUUUGAACGAAAAAAUGAAAAUCAAUCCACAAGUAUUUUUCGACAUUCGAGUCGAUAAUCAAUACUGUGGUCGUAUUGUCAUAUUGCUUCGUAAAGACGUUGUUCCAAAAACGGCCGAAAAUUUCCGUUGUCUAUGUACACAUGAAAAAGGAUUCGGUUUCCGCGGCAGUAUAUUUCAUCGAAUCAUCCCUGGUUUUAUGAUUCAAGGUGGUGAUUUUACCAAUCACAACGGCACUGGAGGUAAAUCUAUAUAUGGACGAAAAUUCGAAGAUGAAAAUCUUCAACUAAAACACACUGGAGCUGGAAUCCUAUCGAUGGCCAAUUCAGGACCAAAUACUAAUGGAUCACAAUUUUUCAUCACGACUUCUCGAACGGAAUGGCUUGAUGGCAAACAUGUCGUAUUUGGACAAGUAAUACAAGGUAUGGACAUUGUUAGAAAGGUAGAAGAAUGUGGUAGUAAAAGCGGAAAGCCAAACAAACGUGUCAAGAUUGCAAAUUGUGGAGAAUUUGUUUGAAUUUUAUUUAAUUAAAUUUCUUUAAAUGUUAUA